This is a messenger RNA of Dermacentor silvarum, 459 nucleotides long. RefSeq names its product immediate early response 3-interacting protein 1-like. Gene Ontology annotation, biological process: endoplasmic reticulum to Golgi vesicle-mediated transport. NCBI's taxonomy places the organism in Eukaryota, Metazoa, Arthropoda, Arachnida, Ixodida, Ixodidae. Bases 111 to 353 code for a protein of 80 amino acids. The transcript is spliced from 3 exons. The record is from RefSeq and is a predicted model, not a curated record. Gene Ontology annotation, cellular component: endoplasmic reticulum membrane; Golgi membrane; COPII-coated ER to Golgi transport vesicle.
CGUUUUCACGGGCAGUUAUGCGUGUCGCUGUUCGUCCAUGCAUGAUGGAGGUGUGAGCAAAAUUCUGUCAAAUUGAGAUCUUGUUUUCUGCCUUCCAGUCAGGCUACCUCAUGGCGAUCACCCUGUACAACUUGUUUGAAGCAGCGCUGUUAUGUAUCAAUGCCAUUGCCGUGCUGCACGAGAAGCGAUUUCUGGAAAAGAUAAACUGGGGCCGAGAGCAAGCCGCACAUGGGUUCGAGCCUGGUGCUAAGUCGCAGAUAAUUAAUUUGAUUCAUUCUGUGCGGACGGUUAUGAGGAUACCCCUGGUCUUCAUCAACAGCUUGAUCAUAAUUUUCAAGCUAAUCUUUGGGUGACUAAUGGCUUUGAUUGGUGUUACACCUUCCUUUCGUGCAAAUAUAAUUUGUUGUACUUGUGUGCUUGUCAGGUAAAUAAAAUUUCUGGCUAUUUUCCUAUACCUUA